AUGCUUUACCUUUCUGUUCGUACACCUCAAAGUAAACGACAAAAAUUGGCACGGUGAAAAUAAUUUUUCAGGUUAUUCUACGACACAUCUGUCACCUCGAAGGCUGCUUCACUAUCGAACACCGACCAUAAAUUGCCGAGAGAUCUUGUUGUAUUAUGUUCCCCUGCUAUUAAUUCCAACUUGAGUACAUGCGUACACGGUACAGGCUUAUCAUAUAUUAACAGCAUGUUAUUAUCAACACCAGCAGCUAAUCAACUAUACGGGGCAAUUAUCAUAUUUCCUAUGACACUCCUAUUGAUUUGUUGCUUUUUAAUCUUUCGUCGAGUGUCGUCGGAUCUGGCGCACGGAUUCGCUAUUAAUUCGAACAGUGAAAACGACACGUGGAAACACGAUCUAGAGCUGAGUCCCAGACACAGAAUUAAGGAUUCCAGUUACCUGCUGGACAGGUAUCCUAUAAGAGAAUUACCGACUGAUUCUUUGAAUUGCCACAGGCCCGCAAAAUGUGUAGAAAUGCAAAGGAGUACUUGUAUGGGUACGAGAUUGUCAUAUACCACUACUACAUUGGAUCUCAUACCUGAGCAUGUAACUCAAGAUAUUAUAGAGGAAAAAUUACAUGUAUUACAAGCAUUAAGACAUAUGCCAAAGUGUUGGGCAGUUGUUCAACCCCUCCUGUGCUCAAUAUUUAUGCCAAAAUGUAUCAACAACACAGUAGAUUUACCAUCACAAGAGAUGUGUAAAAUGGUUUCAGGGCCUUGUAGAAUUGUGUUCAAUCAUACAAUAUGGCCAAGUUUUGUCAAAUGUGAAAAUACAGACUUGUUCCCCAGAUUAUGCAAAAACGAUAUUAGAGAGUUAAAAUUUAAUAUCUCUGGUAAAUGUCUAAAGCCAUUGGUACCAACUGAUAAUGCACUUGCCAUUUUUGAAGGCGUUGAAAGUUGUGGAGUACAGUGCAACGAUCCGCUUUUCACACCAGAUGAACAUAAGCAAAUUCAUUCUUUCAUUGCCUGGGCUGCAGGCAUCUGUGGUUCAUUUAAUCUGUUCACUGUUAUAACAUUUUUGAUUGAUUGGAGAAGUGCAAAUAAAUAUCCAGCUUUAGUCAUAUUUUAUAUAAAUUGUUGUUUCAUGGUAUCCUGUAUUGGAUGGCUUGCUCAAUUUACAGGAAACCGAGAUGUGAUUGUGUGCAGAAAAGAUGGAACUUUAAGAAUGAGUGAACCAAGUGGAGAAAAUUUGUUAUGUGUCGUAGUAUUUGUUCUCGUAUAUUACUCCCUUAUGGCAGCUAUGGUGUGGUUUGUAAUCCUUACGUAUGCUUGGCAUAUGAGUUUUCAAGCAUUAGGCAAAAUUCAAGACAGAAUUGACAAGAAGGGUUCAUACUUCCAUUUAAUCGCUUGGUGUUUACCACUUGUGCUCACUGUCACAAUCAUGGCGUUGGGGGAAAUUGAUGGAAAUAGCGUUACUGGUAUAUGUUUCGUGGGUUACACUAAUCAUGCAGUCAGAGCUUGGUUUUUGCUUGGCCCUGUGUUGAUUGUUUUACUCGUUGGAGGUUACUUCUUAUGCAGAGGAUUAAUUACUUUGAUUCGACUAAAAAUAAGUAGUCAAGAAAUUAUAUCUGAAAGAGCAAGUUCUAAAAUACGAGAAACCAUCGUACGUAUGGGACUUUUUUCGAUUUUCACAUUCGCUGCAGUUGUGGUGACUUUUUAUUGUCACAUUUACGAGUUCCAACAUUCUGAGGAGUGGCGCCGAAGUUUUAGAAACUACAUGAUAUGUGCAAUAACAACAAAGUAUUUGGAUAUCUCUGAGUGUAAAAUGGAAGUACGACCAAGUGCAGCUAAAAUGCAAUUACAUUUGCUUUCACCAUUUUUCGCCGGUAUUCUUAUGUCUUCAUGGGUGUGGACUGGUUCAACAGUAGACACUUGGACCAGAUUUCUUAGACGAACUUUCAAUUGUGAAACAGAAGAGCCUAUUAGACUGAAGAAACAUAAAGUGAUCGCUCAAGCGUUUGCAAAACGAAAGACAUUCAAUAAUGCUGGACGAUUGUCCAUCAGCUUCCAUAAUACCCACGAGGACCCGGUCGGUUUGAACUUCGAUCUAAACUCCGUAGCUUCUCAAGAUUUCAGUUCAACGUGGGCAGCUGCCUUGCCGAAGUUGGUUACUCGCAGAGGUGCACUUGUCGGUGGUACAACAGGCUCUGUAUCGAGCAACAGAAGAAAUUCCGUAGAUUCUGAGAUCAGCUUUAGUGUACGUCGAGUAUCAGUGGAGUCGAGAAGGAACUCCUUGGACUCUCAAAUAUCAGUACAAAUAGCUGAACUAAAGACAACGCGAAAAGUCGCUAGCAGUUCACGUGGUCGUCGCGGGAAACGGCGACGGGACUUCGGGAAGUCUAGAUCAGGUAAAGUGGGUCCAUUGUUUAGAAGAGGCAGUACAACAUCGCAGGAAAGUCAACUCGGUGCACAGAUAUUAUCGGCAUUGACCAUAGGUGGCAAUUCGAGAGUACCAUCUAUUCAAGUGCCGAAUAUGAAGAGACGAUCGGCUAGCGCUGGCUUGGACGAACGAACCUUGAACCCUAAACUAUUCGAUGGAAAGAACGCGGGGAUGCUUCUUCCGUUUCUAUUUCCAGGGCAAAGCGGCAGCGAUGAAAAUUUAAGUAGCGAGGAGAAGCGGCAUCAAGGAAUAUCGGGAAAAGACGUGGAUAUCGAAGGUGGAAAUAUGGAGAAGGAUGAUCAAGAUCAAGACAGUGACAGUGAUGACAGUCAACCGGAAGAGGAGGCGAAGAUGUUAGAUCCCGAAGAACCUCACGAACGUAGCAAGAGCAAAAUUAGUAACAAGAGUUCGAAAAGUUAUAGUCACGAAAGUGAUAGAAGGAGCAGAGAAAGUCGUAAGAGUAAAUAUCUGCUCCAAGAUGAAACCAUUUUGAAACAUUUGCUCCAGGAGUCUAAUGAUAUUAAAUUGAAAAGCGAUGCGGAAAUAAAAGAGGUGUAUAGAAAAGCUGGAAUGGGAAAUCUGGCAUCUAGCUUAACCUUAUGUUGUCCUGAAUUGACAAGACUCAUACAAACCGAGGGUCAAACUGGCAAUGCUCGAGAAAUGGCAACGCAAACGUCGUUACCAUUGGACAUUCUAGAAAUGGAAGAAUUGAAACAAAGCAUAGACGAGAUUAUCAAUAGUCGGCAUUGUAGCUCAAAAGGAACACAGAUUUCACCGCAAUUGAAUAAGAAUAAAAAUAUCGUUACAGAUAUAACAAAAAAAUCGUUAACAAACCUUAUAUUCCUGGUACUAUCAUAUAUUUCUUUAUACACUAUAUAAAAAAUGAAAUGCCAAACUUGGAUUGUAGUUAA
Heterotrigona itama is the source of this 3326-nucleotide messenger RNA. The record is from the annotation of a GenBank genome assembly. NCBI's taxonomy places the organism in Eukaryota, Metazoa, Arthropoda, Insecta, Hymenoptera, Apidae.